Abrus precatorius (Indian licorice) is the source of this 1629-nucleotide messenger RNA. Its product is annotated as coleoptile phototropism protein 1-like. Bases 46 to 1404 code for a protein of 452 amino acids. The transcript is spliced from 2 exons. Lineage: Eukaryota; Viridiplantae; Streptophyta; Magnoliopsida; Fabales; Fabaceae. The record is from RefSeq and is a predicted model, not a curated record.
AAGAAUAAAUCAAUUAUUCUUGACAUAUAUACUUUGUUAUGCAAUAUGACCAAGACAGCUACUACACCAACCAAUUGCUCCUCCACCACUCUAUUUGAGCUUCUCAACGAAAUGAAGAAGCAACCCUACACAGAAGCAGUAGUAACAUUCCCAGCAAAAUCUCCAUCCCAAUUCUCCUCAGAAUGCUGGUUCGACGAUGCAUGCAUCUUGGACAUGGAUUACUUCGUGAAGACCCUUGCUGGCAUCAAGGCAAAGGGAGUUCGUGCAGAUUUGAUAGGUUCCAUAAUCACACACUAUGCCUCCAAAUGGCUCCCUGAUCUCUCCGCAAGUGACAUUGCUGAAAAGGGUCUCACCCAAUUCGAGGAAUCACCUGAGAGUGUGACAGCUUCAUGGAUGAAGAAGAGGUUUUUCGUGGAAACCUUGGUGGGUGUUUUGCCUCCCGAGAAAGAUGCAAUUCCAUGCAACUUCCUCCUCAGGCUUCUGAGAACUGCCAACAUGGUUGGAGUUGAGGGGACUUAUAGGCAAGAGCUUGAGAAGCGCAUUUCAUGGCAGUUAGAUCAAGCAUCGUUGAACGAGCUGGUGAUUCCCUCCUUCAGCCACACUUGUGGGACAUUGUUGGAUGUUGAGUUGGUGACUAGGCUUGUUCAGAGGUUUGUCAGUUUGGACCUUGAGGGUGCUAAGAGUGGUGCUGCUUUGGUUAAGGUGGCCAAGUUGGUUGAUUGCUACCUCGCUGAAGCUGCUGUGGAUGCCAAUUUGAGUUUGGCUGAGUUCGUUACUCUUGCCGGAGUACUUCCAAGCCAUUCAAGAGCAACCGAUGAUGGGUUGUACAGAGCCAUUGAUACUUAUCUCAAAGCACAUCCAAACGUGUCGAAGCAAGAAAGAAAGGGUCUGUGUAGACUAAUCGAUAGCCGGAAGCUAACAGCAGAGGCAUCACUUCAUGCAGCACAAAACGAAAGGUUCCCAGUGAGAGCAGUGAUUCAAGUGCUACUCUCAGAGCAGAACAAACUGAACCGCCACGUGGAUUGGAGUGGGUCGUUGAUGAGUGGCACAAGAAGCCCCAAUGGAGGGUUCGAUUUACCCGCACGUUGUCUCUCGAAACGUGAGAUAAACGCUCAACAGUCAGAGAUAAGGAAGCUGAAGGAUGACUUGUACAGGUUGCAAAGCCAGUGCAAUGCCAUGCAGGCGCAGAUGGAGAGAAUGGUGGAGAAGAAGAAGGGUUUCUUCAAGUGGAAGCGAUUUGGGUUUGGGAAGAUUGAGCAGAGUGUGACUGUGUUGGACAAAAUGGAACAUGAAGAUGAUGAUGGGUUUGGAAAUGGAGGGUUCACUCCUGCGGAUAUGAAAACCAGGUUGGUCAACGUCAAAGGUUGUAGGAAUCCCCACAAGUGGAGGAAAUCCAUGUCAUGAAACCAUGUUUGUUGCAUUCACCAAGUUGAAUUCAUCCAGUUUGUGUAGAAUUAGACUUGCAUGAAAUCAAUUAUUGUUGUAGGAUCAGUUAUUGUAUUUGGAAUAAAGUCAAUAAAGAUGUGGGAAUGCCCUCAUUAAUAAUGUAUGUAUGAAUGUAUGGUAGCCUCAAGUUGUAAUGUUUUUUAAAUUUUGAGUCUGUCUAUUUAGCCAUUAUGAAGGAGAAUG